AUGUCGAUAUGGGACGCCAUGAAGGGUGUUCCGGACAGGAAGCCAAGAAAACAAAAGCUUCUGGAGGAUAGCAAGUUUGAAGAUAAGAAAGACGCAAAAAACAAGGACAACAACAAAAAAGGCGAGAAUGACGCAAAGGGAAAAGACAAGCACGAUGACUCUGACCUUACCGAGGACGAUCGGAUCAUUCUACGCAUGAAGGGCGAGAAUCAACAAGCACAAUGGAAGGACAUCCUCGCCGAGACCACCAACUUCAAGCACGUGGGCGAGCUGAAGGCACGCUGGAAGCACAUCAGCCACAGGCUCGAAGCGGAGAGCAAGCACGAAUCUAAGGAGGGUAGGAAGGACAAGGAUCCUGACAGAGAGGAGAGAAUCAAGAGACAUCGUGAGGAAGGCCUGAGGAGGAAAGCCGAAAGAGAAGCUGCUCGAGCCAAAAGGCAAGAGGAGGAAAAUAAUGCGGAGGAACCGAAGGCGGAAUAUAGCACCAAAUCUGACAAAAAUGACAACGACAGCAAAUGGGCAAAGUCAGAUAGCAAAGCCAGGAAACCCAGCUCAUCACCUCACAGUCUCAAAGAAUGGGCUGACGAAUACGACAAGAAGAAAUGGCACAUGCUGGCUGCGAAACACUACGACAAGACGGGAGAGCGCAUCACGGCCGACCGAGCCCGGAGGCUGGCUGAGACGGAGUGA
Messenger RNA from Fonsecaea multimorphosa CBS 102226, 690 nucleotides. RefSeq lists its product as uncharacterized. The transcript has 2 exons. Lineage: Eukaryota; Fungi; Ascomycota; Eurotiomycetes; Chaetothyriales; Herpotrichiellaceae. The coding region runs from base 1 to 690 and encodes 229 amino acids. The record is from RefSeq and is a predicted model, not a curated record.